GCUGCCCGCGUCCCUUGAUUGUUUUGAAACUCCACCACCGUCAACACAAGCUAUCGUCUCUAUCAUCAAAUCGCAACUUUGAGGCCAUUCUCCUCCUCCGCCCUAACAAGUUGACAUACACAAUAGAUCUUGUGGUUUUUUCCGUAUAUCCAUAAUAUAAGAACAUUUAUGAGUACGAGAAUUGAACGACGGCCACGCCCAUCAUGUCGCUCAUCUCUGCGCAUCUCGAACAAAUUGGCUAUUCGUGCCAGGGAAUUGACUCUCUACCGUUCCCUCCUCCGAAGAUCUUCACCAACGCCCUCCUCUCAAACCAUGACAUCACAUCUCUCAUCCGCGAUACAGAACCCCACGAACGCGCCCUCUUCUCCGUCCCACCACCUCCUCCGCCCUCAACAACUCUCAAACCCACAGAACCGGAGAAGAAAAAGUCCUCGGGUCGACGACAAACUGUCUUUAAUGUAGCCUCAGGCGAAGUCACCACAGGACCUCCACCCCGCACCGGCACACAUCCCCGUCGACAAACGGCCGUAGCAGCUGUCUUAGGUGGUCAAAUGCACGAGGAACUACGGCGCGGAGAUUCAGAUCGCAAAGGCGACGUCGAUGUAAAUGUUCUUCUGCGCGGCGCAGAAAAGCUCUGCGGUGUAUACGAACUCCCAGGGGCGAGGGAGCGCAUCGCUGCGCUGAGGAGUAAACAUGCACAUGGAAAGAACACAGCGGCGUAUUACGAAGCGCGCGUCGCGGAGCAGGCAGAGCAGUUGGCGAGUUUGGAUCAUAGGGAUUGGUAUGAUGAGGAGGAAGAGGAAGAAGAAGAGGGUGAGGUUUGGACGGAGGAUGACUUGAGAAGGGAGGAGGAGGAGGCGAAGGAGAUGGAGGUGAAGAAGAGGGAGCUACAGGUGAGGUUGAGGCAGAUGGAGAAGGAUCUUGGUGGUUUGAUGAGAAUGUUAUGAUACCCUUAUGAGAUGUAAAAAUCUUAAAUAUGAUAUUCUACGGGAUUGAGGCAGGGAUGUCUACUGGUUCUCAGUAAGCAGCUCUUCUCUCGCCAUAACGAGCUUUUCCAGAAUCUCCCCAACAUCCUCCGCUCCGUCAAUUGUGUACUUAUCAUU
Molecule: messenger RNA, 1103 nt
Organism: Fusarium odoratissimum NRRL 54006
Lineage: Eukaryota; Fungi; Ascomycota; Sordariomycetes; Hypocreales; Nectriaceae
Exons: 2
Coding region: 204-947 (247 amino acids)
Biological process (GO): attachment of spindle microtubules to kinetochore
Cellular component (GO): spindle microtubule; DASH complex
Source: RefSeq, a predicted model, not a curated record